This is a messenger RNA of Sinocyclocheilus rhinocerous, 1856 nucleotides long. RefSeq names its product fibrinogen gamma chain-like. The record is from RefSeq and is a predicted model, not a curated record. NCBI's taxonomy places the organism in Eukaryota, Metazoa, Chordata, Actinopteri, Cypriniformes, Cyprinidae. Bases 154 to 1476 code for a protein of 440 amino acids. Gene Ontology annotation, molecular function: extracellular matrix structural constituent; signaling receptor binding; protein-macromolecule adaptor activity. Gene Ontology annotation, cellular component: fibrinogen complex. The transcript has 9 exons. Gene Ontology annotation, biological process: fibrinolysis; protein polymerization; blood coagulation, common pathway.
UCUGAGUCACACGCUGAGUAAGAGAGGGGUGGUGGUAGCUCUUAUUUGUCUAGUGGACGGUUAUCUCUGAGCAGGACCUUGAUCGGAUAAAUAUCCCGCAGCAGUCAACAGCAACUCACAAUCUCGAGGGACCAGACAGAUUGCAGGUCCAAUAUGGCCUCGUUCAUGCAUGCGUCUGUCUCCAUCCUGCUGCUGUCCACAUUAACCUCAGCGCAGAUGAGAGGGGACUAUUCACCAACGCAAGACAUUUGUAACCCAAACGAUGGGUUUGGGAUAUACUGCCCAACCACAUGUGGAGUUGCUGAUUACCUACAGAGGUACGUGCCUGAUAUGGACAGAGAGCUGGAUCAAAUGGAGCAGGAUUUGGAGGCUAUCGCCAACAUUACAAGAGGAGCGCAGGACAAAGUGGUCUACCUAAAGGACUCAGAAACACAAGCACAAAAACAAGCACCAGAUACAUACAUCAAAAAAUCUACAAGCAUGCUCGAUGAUAUACUACGAUUUGAGAAGAGCAUUCUCGCUCAGGAAGAUCAAAUAUAUCAGCUGCAGUCAAUCCUACAGGCUAACGAGAAAAGAAUAACCGAUUUAAAGCAGAUGUCCCAGCAGCUGGACCAGAUGUGCAAAGAGCCCUGCAAAGACACUGUGGAGAUUCAGACAGUCACAGGCAAAGAUUGUCAGGACAUUGCAAACAAAGGUGCUAAGGUCAGUGGGCUUUACUACGUGAAACCAGCCAGGGCUCCAGAGGCGUUCUUGGUCUACUGUGAGAUAGACAGCUUUGGACGUGGAUGGACUGUCCUUCAGAGGAGACGGGAUGGCAGCGUCGACUUCAACAAAAACUGGAUUCAGUAUAAGGAAGGCUUUGGGUAUCUCUCACCAGACGACAGAACAGAGUUCUGGCUGGGGAAUGAGAAGAUGCAUCUGCUGUCUGUUCAGUCCAGCGUGCCUUAUGUGCUGAGGAUAGAGAUGGUCGAUUGGGAAGGCAACAAAAAGUAUGCCGACUACGCCACUUUCAAAGUCGGACCGGAAGUCGAUGCAUACCGCUUGACGUAUGCGUAUUACUUUGGUGGAGAUGCUGGCGAUGCCUUUGAUGGGCACGACUUUGGCGAUGAUCCCAGUGACAAAUUCUACACGUCUCACAAUGGCAUGCAGUUCAGUACACCUGACAAAGACAACGACAAGUUCCAUGAAAACUGUGCCUUGCAGGAAGGCACCGGCUGGUGGAUGAACCGCUGCCAUGCCGCUCAUCUCAACGGAAAAUACUACCAGGGUGGCAAGUACACAGAGAAGGACUCGCAGAAUGGAUAUGACAAUGGCAUUAUUUGGGCCACGUGGCAAAGUCGCUGGUAUUCUCUGAAGGAGACCACCAUGAAGAUCAUUCCCAUCAACAGAAUCGUUGCUGGAGGCCAGGAAAGUGGUUCUCUGAGCUAUCGUUUUGUUUUUGUGAAACACAUGAGCAAGGCAUUUUCACGAGUGUAAACAUCCAUCUGUCUGUUUCUGGCGUUUUCCAUUCUAGACAUAUUAAUUUUGAAAAAGCUUCAUACACAAGUCACACUUUGGUCAUUUUUUACAACUUGAUCAACUCAUUUAAACAGCAGCAGCUGGUCUAACACAUCGCACUCUCAACGAAUGAAUAAAAUUCUCUGUCUUUUGUAAAUGAAAAGUGUUCUGUAGUCCUCUUUACUUAAAUAUGUGAGAAAUAACAACGUAGGUAAGGUUAAAAUUACAAUUAAAAUUAAGGUUAAAAAAAAAAACAGAUGGAACAUUCAUUAAAAAAAUGGGUAAUGCUUCGUUUUAAUGUGUCCUUGUUACACAAGUUACAUUUAAUUACUAUAGUAAUAAGAGUAAAUUAUGCAUAA